AUCAUAUAGUCAAGUUCUUACAGCAGAUAUUUCUAAACAGAUUUCCUCCAAAGAGGAUAAAACCACAUUAUGGUCAAAUACAAUAGCAAAGGCAUUAGAACAAAGAAAAGAUAAAUACUUCGAUACACAGGACUGGAACAUAAACAGAAUAACAGAAGCUUUCCAAACAACAAAAAUGCUGACCGAAUUCUUAUGA
Messenger RNA from Ambispora leptoticha, 196 nucleotides. The record is from the annotation of a GenBank genome assembly. Lineage: Eukaryota; Fungi; Glomeromycota; Glomeromycetes; Archaeosporales; Ambisporaceae.